Molecule: messenger RNA, 552 nt
Organism: Phytophthora sojae
Lineage: Eukaryota; Oomycota; Peronosporomycetes; Peronosporales; Peronosporaceae
Exons: 2
Coding region: 1-552 (183 amino acids)
Source: RefSeq, a predicted model, not a curated record
AUGGCGAUACCGAGGAAGGCGCUGUUGAUCAUCGGCGUGGUGGUUGUACUAGCCAUUGUCGGUGCAAUCAUCGGUAUCGUGGUAACCAAGGGCUCGUCGUCAAGCUCAGCAAGCGCGAGUGACGGCACGACUGGAUCUGGCAUUGCCAGUGGCAGUACGAGCAGCACUUCAACGACAACAGGAAGCAGCAGCGGGAACGCAAAGCUGUCAGCGUCGAAAAGGUCGACAGGCAGCGGCUCGUCCACUAUUACGUCGGACCCGACGAGCGCGAAGUACUCGCUGGCGGCCUUCGCUAUUGGCGAUUGGGGCACCACUACCACUCAGAGCUCGUGCUGUUCGCGCUCAGCCAACUUCAACGACUACGACAUCAACGCUGAGGAUGUGGUGGCGAACGUGAUGAACCAGCAGGCAGGUAAAGCGGAGGUCGCCCCCAAAAUCGUGAUCGGCCACGGCGAUAAUUUUGCGCCACGGUUGCUGGUGACCGGUUCUUCCUUGUCGAAGUCGCAAAUGUUGCGCCCGCCCGCAAAACUACACGCAGAUGCUACUACGUGA